Trifolium pratense (red clover) is the source of this 3161-nucleotide messenger RNA. RefSeq lists its product as uncharacterized. NCBI's taxonomy places the organism in Eukaryota, Viridiplantae, Streptophyta, Magnoliopsida, Fabales, Fabaceae. The record is from RefSeq and is a predicted model, not a curated record. The transcript has 11 exons. Bases 328 to 2823 code for a protein of 831 amino acids.
AAUAAUUAGACCAAGCACUGUACCAAAAAUAAUAAUCGAAACGGCUGUUUGGGCAAGAGACACACAGUAGCAAGAGUGAAAACGGUGCGUUUAAUUUGGCGAAUUAAGAAAUUGGGUUUGUUUAGUGUAAAGCGAAGAGAGUGAAAGAGUGAGUUCUCAAGAUUCAGAUCGAGAUUGAAGUGAUUUGGUUGGUACUUCCUACUAUAGCAGCACCAAUCAACUCCACUUCUUACAACAACAAAUAAUAAUAAUUCAAUUCUCUUUCCUUCUUCAAUUCAUCAUCAUCAUCAUCAUCAUCAUCAUCAUCAUCAUCAUCAGGUUUCAAAUAUGAAUUUCUUGAUGCGUUCUACGACACAUGUAGAUAGAGAUAAUAAUAAUAAUAAUAAACCUUCGUCGGUUUCAGAAUCUCGUCUUGAUUCGCUUCCUCCACCUUCUGCGCCACUUACAGGCUCUCAUUCUUUGGAGAGUUUCUUGUCGGAUGAUCCGUAUGCUAAGUUUGGGACAAGAGUUGAACACUUUGAAGGAGAUAUUGAUACUGAAAAUGAUUUGAAAAAUGAUUUGGCUAAGCAUUUCGAUGUUUCUCAAGAACAAGGAUGGAUUGCUAUUCCUUUUAAAGAACUUCCUGAAGAUUGGAAUCACGUGUCAGAUAUCCAGUCACUGCAUCCUCUUGACCGUUCCUUUCUCUUUCCUGGUGAGCAAGUUCAUAUUGUGGCAUGCUUGUCUGCAUGUAAGCAGGAUACAGAGAUUAUCACUCCCUUUAAAGUUGCUGCCGUGAUGAGUAAGAAUACAAUAGGUCACAGCAUUAACAAAGAAAAUGGGAACAUCAAUAAUUCAGUAGCUGGGGAAGAGCAACUUAGUCCUAGUGGUCAAGAUCAGAACAAGGAAAACCUUCCAAAGGAAAAGAAUGAUCAUCCAACAGAUGUUGCUUCUGGUGAAUCCCUUCUAAGGAUGGAAGAUCACAGAAGACAAACUGCAUCGUUGUUGGAAAAAUUCAAGAGUUCGCACUUUUUUGUGAGGAUUUGUGAGUCUGAUGAGCCACUUUGGUCUAAACACGGUUCUUCAGAAAAGUCCAACUCCUCUAAAACAAAUGGCCAAAAGAUCUCAACAAUUGAAGUGAAAGAAACCGCAAAACACGAGUCUUCUAUUAGUGCAGUUAUUGAUAGAGCAAAUUUUGAUGCAACUAUUUCUGGUGGAGUGGCUAGAAAUUCUGUGAAGUGUUUUGCCCUACCUAAUGGAGAUAUAGUGGUUCUUUUACAGGUGAAUGUUGGUGUUAAUUUUCUUAGAGACCCUUGUAUAGAAAUUCUUCAAUAUGAAAAAUAUGAAGGGAAAAUAUUGUCUUCUGAGAACCAGGACAAUUCACUUUACACAAACCAGGAUCCAUGUGGAGACCUAUUGAAAUGGAUACUUCCAUUAGAUAACAUCCUUCCCACUGCGUCUCGCCCGUUAGCUCCUCUUUUGUCUACAAACUCUGGAAGUGGUAACACCUCUCAGAGGUCUAAUUCUACAUCCUCAUCUGGCCCUCAGAUAUUCUCUUUUGGCAGCCAUUUCAGAAGUUAUUCCAUGUCAUCAAUGCCCCAAAAUACUAGUGUGCCGCCUGCUGUUCCUUUGAAAGCAGCUAGUUCUAAGCCAAAUUUUGACAUUGAUGAUUGGGACCAGAUCUCAUCCCAGAAGUUUUUAAGGAAAAAAAAUGGGGCUGAAGAACUUUUAUCUUUUCGAGGUGUUUCAUUGGAGCGAGAAAGAUUUUCUGUUUGUUGUGGGUUGCAAGGUAUCCAUACCCCAGGAAGAAGGUGGAGAAGGAAACUUGAAAUAAUACAACCUGUAGAGAUUCAUUCUUUUGCUGCUGACUGCAAUUCAGAGGAUCUUCUGUGCGUUCAAAUAAAGAAUGUUGCUCCUGCACAUGCUCCGGAUAUUGUCAUAUAUAUAGAUGCCAUUACAAUUAUAUUUGAAGAAGCUACAAAAAGCGGACCACCGUCAUCAUUACCAUUUGCAUGUAUUGAAGCUGGAAAUGACCAUUCGUUACCAAAUUUAGCCCUCAGGAAAGGUGAGGAGCACUCUUUUAUCCUUAAACCUGCAACUUCUGUGUCGAACAAUCUAAAGGUGCUGGAGGAAAGCCCUCGCCUAUCAAAUUUGCAAUCUGGAAGCUCGGCAUCAAAAUUAAGUGUUUCUUCCAAUAAUAGUCUUGACAGAAGUAAGAUUUCUUCUAUCGAUGAUCAGUAUGCAGUUAUGGUGUCAUGUCGAUGCAAUUAUACAACGUCAAAAUUGUUCUUCAAACAACCAACCAGUUGGCGUCCACGUACAUCGAGGGAUAUUAUGAUUUCCGUUGCAUCUGAGAUGUCUGGAGAAUCUCCAGGACCUUAUGAAAGAAAUUCCCAACUUGCCGUGCAGGUUUUGACUCUUCAAGCUUCGAAUUUGACAUCUGAGGAUCUAACUUUGACAGUGCUUGCUCCAGCAUCUUUUAUUUCACCCCCUUCAGUGGUCUCACUGAGUUCACCAGCCACUCCAAUGAGUCCUUUUAUUGGUUUCACAGAAUUUUUGGGAAGAAUAAAUGAUGAUGGUAAACCUCAAACAGUUUCUACAAAUGAUGAUGUCAUCCCUAGCUCUGGCCUUAGUUGUACACAUCUCUGGCUCCAGAGUAGAGUUCCACUGGGAUGUAUCCCAUCUCAAUCCACAGCCACCAUUAAGCUUGAGCUACUCCCGUUGACUGAUGGCACAAUCACACUUGACUCUUUGCAAAUUGAUGUCAAAGAAAAAGGUCUUACUUACAUCCCUGAGCGCUCACUAAAGAUAAAUGCAACUUCUAGCAUUUCUAAAGGGAUUAUUUAAUGUAUACAAGCUGGUUGCAUUUCAUUAAACAUGUUAUCUGGCGCUGUAGAAGAAAAAUGGAAUGAAUUGUUUGCAUGGAUUUUAGAAUUGCUCUUGCAACUUGCUCCCAGUGGCACAAAGGUAUCUUCCCUUACUAGAGCAUUAUGAUGGAGUUGGCGUGUCGAAUUAUUUAGAAAUAGAGCUUAACUUUUGUAUUGUAAACCACGAGGUUAAGAAUAGAUGAUUGUUACAUACCCCUUUGAGGGGAAGAGUGUAAUCUUUUAUAGAUACAUCGAUUUUUUGUGAAGAUGUACGUAUAAGACUUCAGAUUUAGGUAAUGAAUGAAUGGCUUCUGGAUC